This is a messenger RNA of Maylandia zebra (zebra mbuna), 7626 nucleotides long. The record is from RefSeq and is a predicted model, not a curated record. Lineage: Eukaryota; Metazoa; Chordata; Actinopteri; Cichliformes; Cichlidae.
GGGCCGCUGUUGCCUUCUUUGUUGCAGUUGUGGUAUAUUUUCUGCUGAGCCGCCUCUCCUUUUCGGUGUAUUAGAGAAAAACGGCAGGACCGACCGCAUUGUCUUCGUUUGUCAGGCGGAUAUGCACAAAGGCGACGCAAAUUUUAACAAUUUUCCUUCCGUUCUGAGGAUUGUUUUUCUUCGUAUUAAUUGUGAUUGUCUGUCUGCCAUCCAAAUGGAUUUUUAGGAAUCUUUCUUUUAAUCUUAACGACCCACAUACACAAAAUGAGACGGCAAGUACAGCUGUUUAUUUUACUUCUGGUUGUUUGUGAUGCUUUCGGGCAGGUCAGUUACUCUGUUCCGGAGGAAAUGGCGAAAGGUACCUUAGUUGGAAAUAUAGCUCUGGAUUUAGGCUUAGAUGUUAAAAGGCUAAAGCUGGGCAACGCUCGUGUUUAUUCCGGUGAUAGCAGAGAAUACGUCGAGUUAAACGCCGAGAGAGGAGUCCUUCUAAUCAGAGAGCGAAUAGACAGAGAGGCGUUAUGCGGUGACACGACGCCGUGCGCUGUGCAUUUUCAGAUUGUGUUAGAAAAUCCUAUGGAGUUUUACAGUGUUACAGUUGAAAUAACAGAUAUUAAUGAUAAUCCGCCAACGUUUGAAAAAAAUGAAAUUAAAUUCAUCAUUAGUGAGUCUGCUGUUGUUGGGGCUAAAUUUGAUUUAGAAAGAGCUGUAGAUUUGGAUGUGGGUAUAAACACUCUCCAAAGUUAUGUCCUAGAACCAAGCGAUAAUUUUAUGCUUAAAUUGCACAACCAAGCUGACGGUACAAAAAAUGUUGAAAUGGUCUUACAAAAGCCCUUGGACAGAGAGAAAAAUGAUUUUAUUGCGUUAGUGUUGACCGCUGUAGAUGGAGGAGAGCCACAGAUGUCAGGAACAAUGCAGAUUUUUAUUUCAGUGUUAGACGUCAAUGACAACGCACCCGUUUUUACGCAGCAGGUAUACAAAGGCACUGUAUCCGAAAAUGCUACAAAAGGCACAACUGUGACUUCUGUUCGUGCUUCAGAUGCUGAUCAUGGAUUGAAUGGCAAAAUAACAUAUUCAAUCACAAAUACUUUGGAUGACGUCAGACAUAUGUUUGAAAUAAACGAUGAAAACGGUGAAGUUAAAUUGAUUGGGCGGUUGGAUUAUGAAAAGAAAAGACAUUUCCAAAUCAAUGUACGGGCAAGGGAUAACGGAGGACUCACUGAUUCUUGCAAAGUUAUUGUCGAUGUCGUUGAUAUAAAUGACAAUGAACCAACGAUUAAAAUUAUGUCUAAAUCAACAAUUAUAUCAGAGAGUGCAAAGCCCAACACAGUUGUUACAAUGAUUAACAUUCAAGACCCAGACUCAGAUGAAUAUGGUAAAGUUCAAUGUUUUAUAAGUGAUAAUAUUCCUUUCGUGUUGAAAUCCACAUCUAAUAAUUUCUAUACCUUAGUAACAGACAGUGAUUUAGACAGAGAGAGAGCCUCUGAGUAUAACAUCACUGUGACCUGCUCUGAUGAGGGAGUGCCCUCCCUCUCCAGCAGCGUCACUCUCACCUUACAGAUCUCAGACAUUAAUGAUAACGCACCUGUUUUUGAGAGGAGCUCAUAUGAGGCCUACAUUGUAGAAAACAAUACACCAAGUCUCUCUAUAUUCACAGUCAAAGCAACAGACGCUGACUGGAACCAGAACGCCCGUGUUUCUUACAUACUGGAGGACUCCUCCGUUAACGGAGUGCCAGUCUCCUCGUAUGUGUCCGUUAGUGCUGAUAGUGGAGUCAUCCAUGCAGUGCGCUCUUUUGACUACGAGCAGAUCAAAGAUUUCCACUUCCGCGUAAGAGCGCAGGAUGGAGGCUCUCCUCCACUCAGCAGCAACGUGACUGUGAAAGUAAUGAUCCGGGACCAGAACGACAACCCCCCUCAGGUUCUGUACCCAGUUCAGACUGGUGGAUCUCUGGUGGCUGAAAUGGUGCCUCGUUCAGCAGAUGUGGGCUAUCUGGUGACUAAAGUGGUGGCUGUUGAUGUGGACUCUGGACAGAAUGCCUGGCUCUCCUAUAAACUGCAGAAAGCCACAGACAGGGCGCUGUUUGAAGUGGGCUUACAGAAUGGAGAAAUCAGAACUAUCCGCCAAGUCACUGAUAAAGAUGCUGUCAAACAAAGACUGACUGUUAUAGUGGAGGACAACGGACAGCCCUCUCGUUCUGCUACAGUCGUUGUUAACGUGGCGGUGGCGGACAGCUUCCCUGAAGUGCUGUCGGAGUUCACUGAGUUGACCCACGACAAGGAGUACAAUGACAAUCUGACUUUUUACUUAGUCUUGGCUCUGGCUGUAGUUUCCUUCCUCUUCAUCACGUGUUUAGUGGUUAUUAUAUCAGUCAAAAUCUACAGGUGGAGACAGUCUCGCAUCCUGUAUCACUCCAACCUGCCUGUCAUUCCAUAUUAUCCACCACGUUACUCAGACACUUUGGGCACAGGGACUCUUCCACAUGUGUACAACUACGAGGUGUGCAGGACGACUGACUCCAGAAAGAGUGACUGUAAGUUCGGCAGAGCUGGUAGUCAGAACGUGCUGAUAAUGGACCCCAGUUCUACAGGAACGAUGCAGCGGAUACAGAGUGAAAACAGCAUCCUGGAUGAACCAGACUCUCCUCUGGAGGUUGGUUAUUUUAGUUUCAUUUCCGUAGCAAAUGGUUUACAUAUGGAUAUUUUGAUGAUGGCAGGAGUAACAGCGAGACGGCAAGUACUAUUGUUCAUUUCGGUCCUCUCCCUCAGUGCAGCUGUCGGACAGGUCAGCUACUCUAUUCCUGAGGAAAUGGCGAAAGGCUCUUUCGUUGGUAACAUAGCUCAGGAUUUAGGUUUAGACAUCCAAAGACUGAAAUCCGGCAGGGCUCGGGUUUUUACUCGAGACAACACAGCUUACAUCGAGCUAAACAGCGAAAGGGGAAUUCUCCUACUUAAAGAAAGGAUAGACAGGGAGGCGCUGUGUGGACAAAUGACGCCUUGCGCUUUACAUUUUCAGAUUUUAUUAGAAAAUCCGAUGGAAUUUUAUAGUGUCACUGUUGAAAUCACAGAUAUAAAUGACAAUCCUCCGACUUUCAUCACGAACGAGGCACAUUUUAAUAUAAGCGAAUCUGCGCUGAGUGGCACAGCAUUCGUUUUAGAUCGGGCGACCGAUCUUGAUGUGGGCGAAAAUAGUUUAAAAGCAUAUGCUCUUAAACCAAGUGAUAUAUUUUCUCUGAAAAUAAAUAAUCAGGGACAGGGUAGUAAAAACGUGGAGAUGGUUCUGAAUGCACCGCUGGACAGAGAGAAAAAUGAACACCUACGUUUGGUUCUGACGGCGGUGGAUGGUGGCGAGCCGCGGAUGACGGGAACGAUGCAGAUUCACAUUAAUGUUUUAGACGUUAAUGACAAUGCUCCCGUUUUUACACAGCCCGUUUAUAAAGCAUUUAUAAAGGAAAAUGCACCAGUCGGAACUGUUGUAGGGACAGUUACUGCAACUGAUGCAGAUGACGGGUCUAAUGGUAGAAUAACUUAUUCAAUUUCAGCUAUGCUAGAUCAUGCCUAUGGUAUUUUUGAAAUCAAUAAAAGAAGUGGUGAAGUCACUUUGAUUGGAAAGGUUGACUAUGAGAAAACCAGAACUUUUCAGAUUAAUAUUCGAGCGAGUGAUGACGGAGGUUUAAGUGGUUCAUGCAAAUUAAUAGCUGAUGUAAUAGACACGAAUGACAACCGCCCCGACAUUCAUAUCAUGUCUAAAUCAAAUGUUAUAUCAGAAGAUGCGAAGCCUAACACCGUUGUAACAAUGAUAAAUGUAGAAGAUGCAGAUUCAUCUGAAAAUGGAAAAGUGCAAUGCGACAUCAAUGACAGUAAUAGUUUCAUAUUGAAGUCAGUUUCAGAAAAAUUCUAUAGUUUGAUGACAGACAAUGAUUUAGACAGAGAGAGAGCCUCUGAGUAUAACAUCACUGUGACCUGCUCUGAUGAGGGAGUGCCCUCCCUCUCCAGCAGUGUCACUCUCACCUUACAGAUCUCAGACGUUAAUGAUAACGCACCUGUCUUUGAGAGGAGCUCAUAUGAGGCCUACAUUGUAGAAAACAACACACCAGGUCUCUCUAUAUUCACAGUCAAAGCCACCGACGCUGACUGGAACCAGAAUGCCCGUGUUUCUUACAUACUGGAGGACUCCUCCGUUAACGGAGUGCCAGUCUCCUCAUAUGUGUCCGUUAGUGCUGAUAGUGGAGUCAUCCAUGCAGUGCGCUCUUUUGACUACGAGCAGAUCAAAGAUUUCCACUUCCGCGUAAGAGCGCAGGAUGGAGGCUCUCCUCCACUCAGCAGCAACGUGACUGUGAAAGUAAUGAUCCGGGACCAGAACGACAACCCCCCUCAGGUUCUGUACCCAGUCCAGACUGGUGGCUCUCUGAUGGCUGAAAUGGUGCCUCGUUCAGCAGAUGUGGGUUAUCUGGUGACGAAAGUGGUGGCUGUUGAUGUGGACUCUGGACAGAAUGCCUGGCUCUCCUAUAAACUGCAGAAAGCCACAGACAGGGCGCUGUUUGAAGUGGGCUUACAGAAUGGAGAAAUCAGAACUAUCCGCCAAGUCACUGAUAAAGAUGCUGUCAAACAAAGACUGACCGUUAUAGUGGAGGACAACGGGCAGCCUUCCCGUUCAGCUACAGUCGUUGUUAACGUGGCGGUGGCGGACAGCUUCCCUGAAGUGCUGUCGGAGUUCACUGAGUUGACACACGACAAGGAGUACAAUGACAACCUGACUUUUUACUUAGUCUUGGCUCUGGCUGUAGUUUCCUUCCUCUUCAUCACGUGUUUAGUGGUUAUUAUAUCAGUCAAAAUCUACAGGUGGAGACAGUCUCGCAUCCUGUAUCACUCCAACCUCCCUGUCAUUCCAUAUUAUCCACCACGUUACUCAGACACUUUGGGGACAGGGACUCUGCCCCAUGUGUACAAUUACGAGGUGUGCAGGACGACUGACUCCAGAAAGAGUGACUGUAAGUUCGGCAGAGCUGGUAGUCAGAACGUGCUGAUAAUGGACCCCAGUUCUACAGGAACAAUGCAGCGGAUACAGAGUGAAAAGAGCAUCCUGGAUGAACCAGACUCUCCUCUGGAGAUAAACAUUCGUGCAAGUGAUGACGGAGGACUAGUUGACUCGUGUAAAGUGAAGAUUGACGUGAUUGAUAUGAAUGACAAUAAACCUGAUAUUCAUAUCAUGUCUAAAUCGAAUGUAAUAACAGAAGACGCAAAGCCCGGUACUACGGUCACAAUGAUUCAUGCUAAGGAUGCAGAUUCAGGUGAAAAUGGAAAGGUCCAGUGCACAAUGAAUGAAAAUAUUCCUUUUGUGAUGAAGUCUACAACCAGUGAUUUCUAUAGUUUGAUGACAGACAGUGAUUUAGACAGAGAGAGAGCCUCUGAGUAUAAUAUCACCGUGACCUGCUCUGAUGAGGGAGUGCCCUCCCUCUCCAGCAGCGUCACUCUCACCUUACAGAUCUCAGACGUUAAUGAUAACGCACCUGUCUUUGAGAGGAGCUCAUAUGAGGCCUACAUUGUAGAAAACAACACACCAGGUCUCUCUAUAUUCACAGUCAAAGCCACAGACGCUGACUGGAACCAGAAUGCCCGUGUUUCUUACAUACUGGAGGACUCCUCCGUUAACGGAGUGCCAGUCUCCUCAUAUGUGUCCGUUAGUGCUGAUAGUGGAGUCAUCCAUGCAGUGCGCUCUUUUGACUACGAGCAGAUCAAAGAUUUCCACUUCCGCGUAAGAGCGCAGGAUGGAGGCUCUCCUCCACUCAGCAGCAACGUGACUGUGAAAGUAAUGAUCCGGGACCAGAACGACAACCCCCCUCAGGUUCUGUACCCAGUCCAGACUGGUGGUUCUCUGGUGGCUGAAAUGGUGCCUCGUUCAGCAGAUGUGGGCUAUCUGGUGACGAAAGUGGUGGCUGUUGAUGUGGACUCUGGACAGAAUGCCUGGCUCUCCUAUAAACUGCAGAAAGCCACAGACAGGGCGCUGUUUGAAGUGGGCUUACAGAAUGGAGAAAUCAGAACUAUCCGCCAAGUCACUGAUAAAGAUACUGUCAAACAAAGACUGACUGUUAUAGUGGAGGACAACGGACAGCCCUCUCGUUCAGCUACAGUCGUUGUUAACGUGGCGGUGGCGGACAGCUUCCCUGAAGUGCUGUCGGAGUUCACUGAGUUGACACACGACAAGGAGUACAAUGACAACCUGACUUUUUACUUAGUCUUGGCUCUGGCUGUAGUUUCCUUCCUCUUCAUCACGUGUUUAGUGGUUAUUAUAUCAGUCAAAAUCUACAGGUGGAGACAGUCUCGCAUCCUGUAUCACUCCAACCUCCCUGUCAUUCCAUAUUAUCCACCACGUUACUCAGACACUUUGGGGACAGGGACUCUGCCACAUGUGUACAAUUACGAGGUGUGCAGGACGACUGACUCCAGAAAGAGUGACUGUAAGUUCGGCAGAGCUGGUAGUCAGAACGUGCUGAUAAUGGACCCCAGUUCUACAGGAACGAUGCAGCGGAUACAGAGUGAAAAGAGCAUCCUGGAUGAACCAGACUCUCCUCUGGAGUUUUUGACCGCUUUCGUCAAUGAAAAUAAUUCACCUGGUAUGUCACUCCUCACCGUCAAAGCCAGCGACAUGGACUAUGGAAGCAAUGCGCGCAUUUCGUAUUUUCUUGAGGAUAGUCAGCUGAAUGGGAUGUCAGCUUCUGCUUAUUUUUCAGUGAAUGUAGAGCGGGGGGAGAUAGUUGCUGUGCGCUCCUUCGACUAUGAGCAAACAAAAGAGUUCCAUAUUCGCGUAAAAGCGCAGGAUGGAGGCUCUCCUCCACUCAGCAGCAACGUGACUGUGAAAAUAAUGAUCCAGGACCAAAACGACAACCCCCCUCAGGUUCUGUACCCAGUCCAGACUGGUGGCUCUCUGAUGGCUGAAAUGGUGCCUCGUUCAGCAGAUGUGGGCUAUCUGGUGACGAAAGUGGUGGCUGUUGAUGUGGACUCUGGACAGAAUGCCUGGCUCUCCUACAAACUGCAGAAAGCCACAGACAGGGCGCUGUUUGAAGUGGGCUUACAGAAUGGAGAAAUCAGAACUAUCCGCCAAGUCACUGAUAAAGAUGCUGUAAAGCAAAGACUGACUGUUAUAGUGGAGGACAACGGGCAGCCCUCUCGUUCUGCUACAGUCAUUGUUAACGUGGCAGUGGCGGACAGCUUCCCUGAAGUGCUGUCGGAGUUCACUGAGUUGACGCACGACAAGGAGUACAAUGACAACCUGACUUUUUACUUAGUCUUGGCUCUGGCUGUAGUUUCCUUCCUCUUCAUCACGUGUUUAGUGGUUAUUAUAUCAGUCAGAAUCUACAGGUGGAGACGCGAGAGGUUGUUUUAUAAAUCCAGCGGGAAUCUUCCUGUUAUUCCAUACUAUCCUCCCCUUUACGCAGACGUAAGCGGCACCGGUACGCUGAAGCAGGGGUUCAGUUAUGAGGUCUAUGGUACUACUGACUCUCGAAUGAGUGAUGUGAAGAACUCCCGACCCUUCAGCCAAAGCACUAUGAGUAUUGACCAAAGUGCUACCAGGACAGUUCAAAGGCAUAAAACCGAGUCAGAGAAUAUACCCACGGAGGUGAGGUCAUAA